CCCACUCACCUCGGCGCUCGCUCGAGCGCACCCGAGCCAUGAGCGACUCGAUUACAGACCUGCUCCAAGACACACUCGACCGCGCCAACGCCCUGUCGCAAGCGGCGUGGGACUCGCUCGUCCCCCCCUCGCUCGACAACCUGCACGACCUCCCCUCGCACCUGCACGCCACCUGGACCGACCUCGUCGACAAGCUCACUCUGCGCCAAGGCGUUCCCGACCCGCGCAACUGGCUCCCCGACGCCGUCCUCCCGCACGCCCCCGCUCCCCCUCCUCCCCCUCCUCCCCCACCCGCACCCGCCUCGUGGCCUCGCGCCCUCGCCUCGCACGCCGCAGCCCACCCGUGGGCCUACACCCUCGCCGCACUCGGCCUCUCGACCGGCACCGCCUACGCCCUCUACCCGCUCGAGACGACCGCGUUCCUCUCCCCGUCCCUCGUCCGCCUCGUCCCGCGCGCCCUCCUCCCCGACCCCAAGCACCGGCCCCUCCGCCUUGUCCCGACCGAGCACGGCGUCGCCCACGAGGUCCGCAAAGAGUGCGUCGUCGUCCUCGGCGCCGAGACCCCGCACGGCCGCGACCUCGCCCUCGACCUCGAGCGCCGCGGCUUUGUCGUCGUCGCCACCGUCGCCGACCCGCGCGAGGUCGACGUCCUCGAGAAGUUGAGCCGUGGAUGGCUCAAGGCCCUCGUCCUCGACCCGAACGAGUCGUCCUCGGUCGCGCCCUUCUUGCGCUCCCUGUCGACCGCCCUCUCGCUCCGCUUCCCGCUCCACACCUCGGGCGACCCCUUUGCUCGUCCGGCACACGCACUCGCCCUCACCGGCGUCGUCAACUGCCUGUCGCUCGCCGCCGCUGACGCCCAUCUCCCCGUGCCGCUCGAGGCCGCCGAGAACGACGACGCGCGUCGCAUGGUCGGCGAGAGGGUUGCUGUCGUCGUCGGCGUCGUCAAGGGGCUCGUGCCGCUCCUUCGCUCGGCGGCGGCGCGUCCGGGAGCGCCGACUGGCGUCCUCGUCUCGCUCGUCCCGUCGGCCUCGUCGCACCUCGCCCUCCCGUUCCACGCCUUCUCGUCGGCCGCCGACGCCGCCAUCUCGUCCCUCCUGCACUCGCUCCGCCGCGAGCUGACGGCCUCGACGACGAGCAACGUCCACCUCUCGAUUAUUGAGGUCGGCUUCUUCGAGUCGUCGUCGUCGCCGUCGUCCAGCAACAACGCCGCCGCCUCGACGACGGGCUCGACCGCGGUCCAGCUCCCGAUCCGCCUCGACGCCAUCUACGCCCCGGCCCUCGCGCGCCGCCAGCCUCGCUCGACCUCGACCUCGAACUCGGCGUCGCAGCCGUCCAAGGGCCAGCGCAAGAGCACCGAGCUGCGCCGGUUGAGCAAGCGUGUGUGGACCAUCCUCGUCCGGCCGACGCACGCCGGCGCCGUCGAGCGGGUCGGAGCUGGCUCUCGCACCUACGCCCUCGUCUCGCUCGUCCCGCACGCCCUCGUCGACACGUGCCUCUUCGUCCAGGACCGCCUCUUUGCGUUCUACCUCGCGCACGUCCAGCGCGCGCUCGCGCUCCGCAGGCGCAUCGCCUCGCGCGGCGGGGACCGCACCGGCUCCGGUGCCGCUCAUGGAGCGGGCGGGCAAGGAGGGGCGGCAGGUGGCGCGGCGCGCCCGCCGCUCCCGAGCGUCCCACCGUCGCUCCGCCCGGCGAACAAGGACGCCCCGGCGCCGAGUCACGUCGGCGCCGGCCACGGCCACCACCACCACACGCAGGCGCCGUCGUCGCAGGCGGCGAGCACGCGCGCGUCGUCGAGCGCGGGAGGCGACGACGACGCGCAGAGCGAGUCGAGCCUCGAGGACUUUGGGCCGCUCGGCGGCGGCGGCGGUGCGGGUCCGGGUGCGGGUGCUGAGGCGCCGAGCAUGGAUGGGAGCUUUGUGCACGUGUGACGGAGAGCGGGCGAUGGGCGG
Messenger RNA from Rhodotorula graminis WP1, 1949 nucleotides. RefSeq lists its product as uncharacterized. The transcript is spliced from 4 exons. The record is from RefSeq and is a predicted model, not a curated record. Bases 39 to 1928 code for a protein of 629 amino acids. NCBI's taxonomy places the organism in Eukaryota, Fungi, Basidiomycota, Microbotryomycetes, Sporidiobolales, Sporidiobolaceae.